Molecule: messenger RNA, 2318 nt
Organism: Myxocyprinus asiaticus (Chinese sucker)
Lineage: Eukaryota; Metazoa; Chordata; Actinopteri; Cypriniformes; Catostomidae
Gene: lctlb
Product: lactase-like b
Exons: 14
Coding region: 287-1954 (555 amino acids)
Biological process (GO): carbohydrate metabolic process
Molecular function (GO): beta-glucosidase activity
Source: RefSeq, a predicted model, not a curated record
ACCCUCGUUUGUAAGAGAUCUGUCCACCUUUGCAAAAUGUGAUCACAGUCCAUUGACCCUCAAUAGGUAAGCUUUUGGGUCUACAUUGGGGUAAUGAGACCUCCAUCAGUGCAGGAUAAUGCUUUGCCCCCGGGCUGAACAGUAAUAGACUUCGUAUGGCAAGUGGAUUUAAACCCCAGAAUUGAUUUUGAAAUUAAGGUGUUGGUUAAUUUUCUUCAAUCUGAGGAAUUAAUGCAAAUCCUGUGAGAGGAGAGUGUGGCGCUGACGAGAGACCCUGAGCUGGAUUAUGAUGCUGUUACACCGUGUUGGACGAGUGUGUCAUGUGCUUGUGCUGGUGCUGUGUCUGUCUGCGGCUGAGGACUUCGACUGGACAACGAACAACCACGACUCCUUCUAUUAUGGCACUUUUCCAAAUGGAUUUUCGUGGGGCGCCGGCGGUUCAGCCUAUCAAACCGAAGGAGCCUGGGACAAAGAUGGGAAAGGACUGAGCAUCUGGGAUGUGUUCACUCAUAAGAGGGGCAAGAUAUUCCUGAAUGACACUGGAGACUCUUCAUGUGAGGGAUACUACAAAAUCAAGGAUGAUAUCUCUCUGAUGAAAGAGUUGCACCUGAAUCACUACCGGUUCUCCAUCUCCUGGCCCAGGAUCAUGCCCACUGGUAUUAGAUCUGACCAUGUGAACGAGAAAGGAGUGAAGUACUAUGAUGCUCUUAUCGACGGGAUGCUUGAAAACAAUAUUACUCCCAUAGUGACACUUUAUCACUGGGACUUACCACAGGUUUUGCAGGACAAGUAUGGAGGUUGGCAGAACAUCAGCAUGGUUAAUUAUUUCAAUGAUUUUGCCAACCUUUGCUUUGAGCGAUUCGGGGAACGUGUGAAAUACUGGAUAACGUUUAAUAACCCAUGGUCAGUGGCAGUGGAAGGAUAUGAGACUGGAGAGCAUGCUCCAGGACUGAAGCUUAGAGGCACUGGAGCCUACAGGGCAGCUCACCACAUCAUUAAGGCACAUGCUAAGGUGUGGCACACUUACGAUUCUCAGUGGCGAAGCAAACAAAGAGGUAUGGUGGGAAUUUCACUGUCUGGGGACUGGGGAGAGCCUGUGGACAUCACCAACCAGAAGGACAUUGAAGCUGCUGAGAGAUAUGUCCAAUUUUAUAUCGGCUGGUUUGCUACACCUAUCUUCCAUGGGGACUAUCCUCAAGUUAUGAAAGACUUUAUAGGGAGGAAAAGUGCACAGCAGGGCCUGGGAACAUCUCGUCUCCCCACCUUUUCCUCUCAGGAGAAGAGCUACAUAAAAGGCACCGGUGACUUCCUAGGAGUGGGGCACUUCACAACACGCUAUAUCACCCAAAAAAACUUCCCUUCCAACCAGGGCAGCACCUACUUCACAGACCGGGACAUAGUGGAGCUGGUCGACCCACGCUGGCCUGAUCCGGGUUCAGAGUGGCUUUACUCUGUUCCUUGGGGCUUCCGCCGACUGCUCAACUUUAUAAAGACUCAAUAUGGGAACCCAAUGAUCUUUAUCACUGAGAAUGGGGUCUCAGAGAAGAUGAUGUGCACAGAGCUGUGUGAUGACUGGAGGAUACAGUAUUUAAAGGAUUACAUCAAUGAGAUGCUAAAAGCUAUCAGGGAUGGAGUGAAUGUGAAGGGCUACACUGCCUGGUCCCUCCUGGACAAGUUUGAAUGGGAUGAGGGCUAUUCAGAGAGGUUCGGCUUGUACUAUGUUGACUUCAGGAACAAAAACAAACCUCGCUACCCCAAGGCCUCAGUUCAGUUCUACAAACGCAUCAUUAGGUCCAAUGGAUUUCCCAGCCAGAGAGAGGUUGAGAACUGGAAAAGGACAUCUACAGAGACUUGCUCCUCCAGCAAUCAGCUCCUGGCUGCAGCUAGAAGAAAAUCCAAGGAAAAUAACGAUCAUGCACAGAUGCCAAAGGUUUGGCCAGUGCAUGAAGUUUAGACACUUGGGUACAUAUAUAAUUGUAUUCUUUUCAUUUGGCUUUGCAAAUUUCCGGCAAUGUCCUUAAAAGCCUCAAAAUGAUUGUGUGGUUUGAUCAGAUAAACCACAAGAAUAAAUCAUCUUCCCUGGUCCUGAGAAACUGGAAUGUCUGAAAUCUUUUGAAGUGUCCAGCUUUAGAGGCCAGCUAAACAUUUAUUAUAAACUUCUACAUAAAUUCUUAAUUAAGUGCCACAACAUUAGACAAAUAGCCAGAUCAGGUAUUUGGUCAAGACUGUGAACAAAAAGUGACACUUGGUGAAUGUGUAGCACUUAAGAACUAUAAAGAAAAAUGUUAUAGUUGUUGAAUUGCAAUUAGUCUUAAGAU